AUGCGCGACGGCGAGUACUCGUGGAAGUGCCAUGUCCCUACCAAGAAUAAAGCCGUACGCAGUGCGCCAAACUUUUCAAUCCUCCUUACGGGACUUUUUCCUCCUACUUUGUGUCAACCGACCCGAAGACAAUUCUUAAGCACAACUACGAAAAAUAAUGCAACGGUAUCGUCGACCUCGUCUUCUUCGACUGACCCGUCAGGUUCCCGGCCUAAACGGAAGCCUCUGACAAAGGAGCAGCGAGAUUUCCUCUCUUCAGCUAUGCCGUCUAUCAAGCUCCGUGUGAACCAAGCCGGGGAAUUGGCUGCUACCUUGAUUUAUACCGCCCAGACACCGCCGCUUGUCAAUGCGCACCCCAUCUUCGGCCCUUACUAG
Messenger RNA from Daldinia childiae, 375 nucleotides. RefSeq lists its product as uncharacterized. The transcript has 3 exons. The coding region runs from base 1 to 375 and encodes 124 amino acids. The record is from RefSeq and is a predicted model, not a curated record. Lineage: Eukaryota; Fungi; Ascomycota; Sordariomycetes; Xylariales; Hypoxylaceae.